GCAGGUUCACAGUAAAUAACACACGGACGACCCGCUGUGCUCUCUAUACUGGGAUCUUUAACUUACCAUUAUUUAUUUAUUGUGUACUGUAAAAUUAAAAUUAGUGAUUUAUUCUGUACUAUGGGAAAAGAAAGUUUCUGGCUGCUGGUAUUGGGAUUUUCUCUUAUUGCGAGCGAACCAAUUUCCAGCUCUACUGAAGAAGUGUUUACUAGUAACUCCACUGAGCAGACAGUGGACUACAGUGACAUCCAGUCCAAGUUCUCCAUCAGGAGCACAGAAUUCCCUGACGAGGAUCUUUGCUACCUUGUCCCAGGACAACGGGACUCUAUUUUGGACUGCAACUUCAAAAAUGAUUCCCAAACCUUCCUUAUUAUCCAUGGAUGGUCGGUUGCAGGUCUGUUUGAGAGCUGGGUCUAUAAGCUUGUGACGGCUCUGUUUGAUCGUGAACCCAGUGCCAAUGUCAUUGUUGUGGACUGGCUGGAUCGGGCCAACAAACACUACCCCAAAUCAGCAGAAAACACCGGACUGGUGGGGGCAGACGUGGCCAAGUUUGUUAACUGGUUGGAGGAGUUGGACUAUCCGCUGGAGAAAGUGCAUCUUCUCGGCUACAGUCUCGGUGCACAUGUGGCAGGCGUCGCAGGAAACCUCACCAACAACAAAGUCAACAGAAUCACAGGUCUCGACCCAGCGGGCCCCAGCUUUGAGAAUGCCGACAGUCUGAGGCGUCUGUCACCUGAUGAUGCCUCCUUUGUGGACGUCCUGCACACAAACACCAGAGGCUCGCCCGAUCUCAGCAUCGGCAUCCAGAGACCCGUGGGUCACGUGGACAUCUACCCCAACGGUGGAACCUUCCAGCCCGGCUGCAGCAUCCAGAACACCAUGAAGCUCAUCGCCACCUACGGCAUUUACAACAUGGACCAGAUUGUCAAAUGCUCCCAUGAGCGCUCCAUUCACCUGUUCAUCGACUCGCUGGUGAACUGGGCGUACCAGAGCUGGGCGUACCGCUGCGGCUCCAAAGACGCCUUCAACAAGGGCCUGUGUCUGAGCUGUCGCAAGAACCGCUGCAACAAACUCGGCUACAACGUCAACAAGAUCCGCAGCAGCAGGAGCGCAAAAAUGUACCUCAAAACCCGGGACAUGAUGCCAUUUAAGGUGUUUCAUUACCAGAUUAAGCUGCAUCUUUUCAGCGACAAAAACGUGACUUUACUGGAGCAGCCAAUGAAAGUGUCUCUGUUCGGGACGACCGAUGAAAAGGAUGAUAUCUCUGUCAUUGUGCCCAGCCUGAUCACCAACAGCACCAUCUCCUUCCUGGUGACAUCUGACAGGGACAUCGGAGAGCUGCUGAUGCUGAACAUCCAUUGGGAGAAAGACUCGUAUCUUUACGGCUUCUUCAGCACCAAUCAGUUCAUGAUUCGCAGAAUGAGGAUUAAAUCUGGAGAAACACAGUCCAAGGUAAUAUUCAGACCCAAAGCAGGAGAAUUUGGUUCUCUCAUUCAGGGUGGAGACCCUGUUGUGUUCGUGAAGUCCACUGAAUCCCCUCAGAGCAGGAGAGAGGAGAGGAAGCACAGACUGAAACAUCACGGAAGCUUCUUCAAACAGGGCGUCAAUGAAGCAGUCGCAGAUAUGAGUAAAGAACCAGCGUCACUUCAUGAUGAAUCGACAGAGGUCGUGACAGAAACCAUCACAAAACCACACACAACUUCAUGAGGUCAAGGAGAGAAUUAAAGGGGCUUUAUGUAGAAUUCAGAAACCCUUGCUAUUAGCGACACCGGUGGCCGUUAAGUGAACUGCAGCCAGCAAUUUACUGCGUGUUCUCACACUUUUGCAUACGUAAUGCAAUGGUGAAGUUCUUUUUCAGUCUUUGCUUAGAAGUAAAAAGAAGUACCUUUGCAGUGAUAUACGAACAUCCAGAUGCCGAGAUGAAUAUGUAAAUAUGUGCUGCUCGCCGCUUUCCUCUAAAUAAGAAAAUAAACACAACAAAAAUGACAGCGGUGAGAAAACAGCAGUUAAGAAGACAUCUGAUCAUAACGAUGAAUCAUAACAGCUCUGCAAUUCACCGCCAUCAUGUCGACAGAUGAGGUUACACUGUUAUGAUAGUUGAUUAUAUAGUAUAAUGAGGCUAUAGACAAUUUAUAUCUGACUAUAUGAGACUAAUAAUCCCUUUUCUUUGCAUGACACAUUGACAUUAUAGCUCUUUCGGCAUUAUCCUGAACAUUGUAUUCAUUUCAUGUGUCAUUGAACAGAAGAAAGGCUCUCGGGAGCAUAAAUGACACAUCUUUUUGAUUUUCCCGGCAAAAACGUCCCGAGUCCUUUAUAUAAAAAUCAGUCUACAGGCUUUGAACCUAGGAAGUCAGGAAAGGUCUCUUUUUUCUUUUUUUUUUUUUUUAAGUUUUGUUACAAACUGUUCACACAUUGGCAAUAAAAAAGUGAUUAAUACAUAAAUUUUUACAUAUAGCCCCUUUAAAAUGUUUUGUGAUUUUAUUUAUGCUAUUUGCACCAGAUUUAUCUAAAAAUACUAAUUUGAUGAGAAUGUAGGCUUGUGAAUUUCACAUCACAAUUAAU
Molecule: messenger RNA, 2562 nt
Organism: Megalobrama amblycephala (Wuchang bream)
Lineage: Eukaryota; Metazoa; Chordata; Actinopteri; Cypriniformes; Xenocyprididae
Gene: lplb
Product: lipoprotein lipase
Exons: 10
Coding region: 121-1707 (528 amino acids)
Biological process (GO): lipid metabolic process
Molecular function (GO): lipoprotein lipase activity; apolipoprotein binding
Source: RefSeq, a predicted model, not a curated record